AUGGAUGCCUCUCCUAGUGACCCCAGUAUGAAAAUGGAGGACCCCAAGGAACAAGUCUCGCAACCCGGGUGGGAUAUUGAGCAGCGAGAACCCGAGAAGAAACGCUCAGGUAUCCUUAAUGUGGUGAUCUCAGGACUAGCUUUAUUCAGUGAUGGAUAUAACGCUCAAAUUAUUGGCUAUAUGGAACCUUUAUUUUCGGUGCUUUACAUGGACGGAAUGUCUUCUACAAUCAAGUCACGCCUGUCAAAUUCUUAUCUCAUUGGCGAGAUCUUUGGUAUGCUUUUCUUCGGUAUUUUGAUUGAUCGUAUCGGUCGUCGGACUGGUGUCAUUGCUGCCACAGCAUUCCUCAUCCUUGGAGUGGCUUUGGCAACCGCCUCUCAUGGAAAAUCACAACUAGGGAUGUUCUGGAUGAUGAUUAUCGCAAGAGGCAUUGCUGGAUUUGGUGCCGGAGGAGAAUAUCCAGUCUGCGCGACUAGUGCCACCGAGGCUGCCGACGAGACAGUCGAGCUCCGAAAGCGCCGUGGAUUUCUAGUUGCCGUGACCACCGACUUUGCAGUGGACCUGGGAUUUGUUGCUGCUGGUUUGGUUGCUCUCAUUGUACUUGCUUGUUAUCACCAACAUAAUUCUGAAGGGGUCUGGCGGGUUACAUUUGGGUUGGGUAUUUUGCCCCUUUCUAUCUGCUUCUUCCGCGUUCAGAUGAUAAACUCUACUCAAUACCAAAAACAUGCUAUCAAGUCGAAGUAUCCAUACUGGUUAGUGUUUCGCCGCUACUGGAAACCUAUGAUUGGGACUUCCCUGGCAUGGUUUUGCUAUGACUUUGUAACAUAUCCAUUUGGCCUAUUCUCGUCAACCAUAAUCGAGCAGCUGAACCCCAACAAUACCACUGUUCAGAAUAUUGGAUACGGAGUAAUUCGAGCAUUAGAGCUGACAGAGGACUUUAAAGACCGUUAUCAACUGCUUCUAUCUUCCAGGAUGCUUACUUGGUGGUAUUCUGAUGGACCGCAUCGGUCGCAAACAGACAAUGACCCUAGGAUUUAUGCUUUGGGCUCUCUGGGGCUUUAUUUUUGGGGGUCUAUACAAAGUGUCUUUCCACUCUUUAUCGUCAUGUAUGGGAUUUUCCAAGCGCUUGGAGAGAUGGGUCCGGGAGUGUCAACUUUCCUCUGUGCUUCAGAGUCGUUUCCAACACCUUUGCGUGGCCACUUUCUUGGGUUUGCAGCCGCUGUUGGGAAAGCUGGCGCAUCGAUUGGGACAGAGGUCUUCACUCCAAUCCAGAACUCUUUCGACUCUACUGCUAAGGGACAGCAGGCAGUCUUCCUGAUUGGUGCGGCAUUCACAGUUGUAGGCGGGUUGGUUGCAUGGUUUCUGAUUCCCGAUAUGUCUAGGGAACUCGAGACAGAAGAUGCCAGAUUCAAAGCAUAUUUGGAGGAGAAUGGUUACAACGUGAGUUUGUAUGGGGAGGCUUUGGUGAUCAACCCGCGCCCUUCAAAUUGA
Messenger RNA from Penicillium soppii, 1491 nucleotides. RefSeq lists its product as uncharacterized. Gene Ontology annotation, molecular function: carboxylic acid transmembrane transporter activity. Gene Ontology annotation, cellular component: plasma membrane. The coding region runs from base 1 to 1491 and encodes 496 amino acids. Gene Ontology annotation, biological process: carboxylic acid transport; transmembrane transport. The transcript is spliced from 9 exons. Lineage: Eukaryota; Fungi; Ascomycota; Eurotiomycetes; Eurotiales; Aspergillaceae. The record is from RefSeq and is a predicted model, not a curated record.